This is a messenger RNA of Etheostoma spectabile (orangethroat darter), 1093 nucleotides long. It is a transcript of the gene fam3c, whose product is annotated as FAM3 metabolism regulating signaling molecule C. The coding region runs from base 270 to 953 and encodes 227 amino acids. The transcript has 10 exons. Lineage: Eukaryota; Metazoa; Chordata; Actinopteri; Perciformes; Percidae. The record is from RefSeq and is a predicted model, not a curated record.
AAAAAACAAGCAAAUGAAAUCCCACUGUACAGGUUUGCCUGCAUGUUCGUCUUUGUUUUUUUCGACAGAGUGGAGCAUCCUGCCGUCUCUUCGCCCUUCAACCAUCUCAGCUCAGCUGUCAUUACACGAAUGUUUUCAGUGAAGGGUUUUGGAAACCAGACCAAAGGUUUCGUGGUUACCGUGGCAAUUGAACAGAUAAAUCGUUAAAAUUGACAAAUUGUUUUAACACCACGGGUUGUUAGUUGUGGAAAAACUGGCUGGAGGCUAAGAUGGUCAGGGCUGGCGGUGUUUUAAAGUUUGCAACGCUCAUCUUUGCAUUCCUCCUAGCUGUCUUUCUGGCUUUUCAGCUGCUAGAAAUCAACCUGGACUUCAAACUGAGCAGUGUGAUUUCAAGAUCUAUGCCAGUGAAUGAAGUUUCCGCAAAGCCAAUCAGGUAUAAGUGUGGGCUGUCCAAGUCAUGUCCGGAUGGACACUUUGCCUUCAAGAUGACGAGUGGAGCGGCCAGUGUGGUGGGGCCCAGAAUCUGUCUGGAGGACAAAUUACUAAUGAGCGGUGUGAAGAACAACGUUGGGAGAGGAAUCAACAUUGCCCUGGUUGAUGGGAGAACAGGAGACGCUGUCAAGACCGACUUUUUUGAUAUGUGGGCAGGAGAUGUGGCUCCCCUCAUUAAAUUCCUGAAGGAAAUCAAUGAAGGGACAGUUGUGAUGAUGGCCUCAUUUGAUGAUCCCUCAACAAAACUCAAUGAUGAAGCCAGGAAGCUAAUUGCUGAUCUGGGUAGCUCAGCUGUCAGUAAUUUGGGCUUCCGCGAUAACUGGAUCUUUGUCGGAGGGAAAGGCAUCAAGACCAAGAGUCCGUUUGAGCAGCAUAUAAAGAACAGUGCAGACACUAACAAAUUUGAGGGAUGGCCCGAGGUGUUGGAGAUGGAAGGCUGUGUGCCCCAGAGGCAGGACUGAGAAGCUUGUUAUUUUACCUACCAGAACUAAAUCUCUCCAGAAGAUAUUAGAAGAAAAGAGAAGCCACUGUGCCCUGAGCAGGAAAGUGAAACGUGGACCUUUUCUCUCUCACUUCUUCUGUUUGGAAACCGUUAUGUAGA